Molecule: messenger RNA, 894 nt
Organism: Australozyma saopauloensis
Lineage: Eukaryota; Fungi; Ascomycota; Pichiomycetes; Serinales; Metschnikowiaceae
Exons: 1
Coding region: 1-894 (297 amino acids)
Source: RefSeq, a predicted model, not a curated record
AUGAAUGACGUAGUAAUCCAUAGAUAUUACAAGAGUCUCACUGCAAUUGAGUUCGGCCAAAAAAGCGACACCCCUCAGAACUUCCUAAUCUUCAUUGGUGGGUUGGGAGACGGUUUUCUCACAGUUCCAUAUGUUCCUGAUUUAGCACAAGGUAUCGAAGGGAAAUUUGGCCGCAAUUGGACAGUUGUUCAAGCCCUAAUCUCAUCAUCUUAUCAGGGCUAUGGUACUGGCAGCUUGAAGAGAGAUGUCAGAGAAUUGAGUCAGCUUGUCAAGUAUUUGAGGACAAAGCGGGGAACUAAGGAUUCUAAAGUGGUGCUCAUGGGACAUUCAACAGGAUGUCAGGAUACAAUUGAGUAUUUGAGCAAAUUGUCAAAUGAAGAAGGCUUCGAUAGCAUUUUCGAACUCAAUGGAGGAAUUCUUCAAGCACCUGUUAGUGACUCAGAGGCCGUUCUUGAUAACGAUAAAAUUGCUGGCUAUUUAGAGCUUGCAAAGACUCUUAUUGAUGAGGGGAAGCCAGAUGAAUUGCUACCUUUGGAGGUCCUGAACACUUUCUUUGGCGCUCCUUUUUCAGCUUACAGGUUUUAUUCACUAGCCUCUAAGAGGGGAGACGACGACUAUUUUUCUUCAUAUUUGACCGAUGAGGACCAUCUCAAGUCAUUUGGACGAAUUAAAUCCCCAAUUUUGGUUCUCUACAGCGGCAAAGAUCAAUUUGUUCCAGCCUCAGUCGACAAAGCUGCUCUUCUUCAAACUUGGAAAGCAUGCACGAAGGCAGAGAUAUGGAGCCCCCAUAGUGGAAUUGUAAAAGGAGCCAAUCACAAUAUUGGCAGAGGCUCAGACCAAGGAGCUGUCACUGAAGCCGUAUCCAAAGUGGUUGCCUUCCUCGGAAAUAUCUAA